Lathyrus oleraceus (garden pea) is the source of this 1042-nucleotide messenger RNA. RefSeq lists its product as uncharacterized. The record is from RefSeq and is a predicted model, not a curated record. Bases 56 to 892 code for a protein of 278 amino acids. The transcript has 2 exons. Lineage: Eukaryota; Viridiplantae; Streptophyta; Magnoliopsida; Fabales; Fabaceae.
ACUCAUUUCUCUCUUUUAGUAUUAUUAUCAUCAUCACAUCAUCAUCAUCAUCGCAAUGGACCCUUCCAAGAACACAACUUCUACCCCAAACAACUCUCCCCCGGUUUCCCCUCCACACUCUCCAUCUGAACAUGAUAACACCCCCACUGAAACAAACCCUAUCCCUGAGACCGAGGGUUCUUCUGAAAAUGUUAUCAUGAAAACUGCUGAGGAAGUUUGGGCUGAGUUAACUGCGGGUGAUGAUGAAAUAUACGGAAAUGAAAGUGGUGAUGGUGGUAAUGAAGACGGAGGAGACCAGGAUGGCGAUGCCUCUAGGCCUCUGGUGAUCGCCGUUACUGCGGACGGUGCAAAUGUGCCUGUGAUGGGAAGUGGUGGUGGUGCUGGUGGUAGUGAUAAGGGCUCGAAGAAAAGAAAAAGUAAUCAAGUUAGAAACCCUCCUCAAGGAACUCCAACUUGUCCAGAAUGUAGAAGACAGUUUGCGACAUGGAAGGCAGCGUUUGGACACAUGCGAAAACACCCCGAGCGCCUGCACCGUGGUUUCUUUCCGCCACCUACUUUUGAACCACCACAAUUGCCUGCGGCGGGCGAUGGUGGUAAUCAGGUGGAUGAAGAAGUGCAACAUGUUGUUAGAGGACUUGUUGUUGAUUUGAAUCGCUCCCUUGUAGCAGAGGAAGGGCCUUCUGCCGGCGGCGUCAGUGGAGGAAAAAAGAGAAGCCAAUCAGCGGGGUCCGCCGCAACACUUGGACCACCACUUCCACCAUCACAGAGUGGGAAUAGGAGAAAUGAACCAGCACCACUUGAAGCGGCUGAUGAUGAAAAUGAAGAAGGGAUAAGAAAAUUUGAUUUGAACAGGUUACCUUCUUCAGAUGAUGAUGAAAGCGGAGAGAACUGAGUGAUGCUGCAGAGAUUGUUCAACUUGGUUUUUUUUUAUAUUUAAUCAUGCCUACUAAGUAGUUUGUUUGUUUUGGUUUGUUGCUUUUUUGAUUGUUGUGUUUUCUGGAUUUUGAAUGUGUAAUGGAAGUUGAACAUCUAUGCAAUAGUA